Molecule: messenger RNA, 377 nt
Organism: Linderina pennispora
Lineage: Eukaryota; Fungi; Kickxellomycota; Kickxellomycetes; Kickxellales; Kickxellaceae
Exons: 1
Coding region: 71-295 (74 amino acids)
Source: RefSeq, a predicted model, not a curated record
GCUGCCGGUCGGAUGCCCUACUCAGAUUUUGGGCGUUGCUCUAAUUUGCGCAUUGCCACCGCGCACACUCAUGCACUACACUAGGCAGAAGCAACCGGUAUAUUCGAUGACUAUUGUCCGAAGAAUUGUUAAUCUGGUUCUCUCAGCGAUUGUCUUGGGUGCGAGCGCCACCCAACAGGGAGAUGCGAUGACGAUGCUCGGUGGUCGGUAUGCAAAGCAUUUGCAGUUCUGUGUUGAUUCGCAGUAUUAUUUUGUUUUGACAAACGAUCGGCAACUAGUUUUUGCGCUGGCAUAAAAAAUUCUUCCUCGCCCAACUUCCCCGCAGCCAAGUUCCAGGUGUUCCACUAUUAGGCAGGUGGAUAAGGAUUGUGGAGACA